Quercus lobata is the source of this 612-nucleotide messenger RNA. RefSeq lists its product as uncharacterized. The transcript has a single exon. Lineage: Eukaryota; Viridiplantae; Streptophyta; Magnoliopsida; Fagales; Fagaceae. The record is from RefSeq and is a predicted model, not a curated record. The coding region runs from base 1 to 612 and encodes 203 amino acids.
AUGGCUAUCCAUUCCAAGAAUGAGGCUUUGAUGUGCAAAGUUUUUCCGUUCGGCCAAGGACCCGUGGCGAUGAGAUGGUUCAACAGCUUGAAGAUGAACUACAUAGAUUCCUAUAAGCAGUUCACUCAGGCUUUUUGCUCUCGCUUUAUUACAAACAGCAGAGUCCCUCGACCCUUAAGUUCGCUAUUAUCUUUGUCUAUGCACGAGGGGGAAACCUUAAAGGCGUACUCGGAUAGGUAUUGGGAGAUGUAUAACGAGAUGGAUGAAAACCACGAUGACGUUGUCAUCAUCACGUUCAAAAACGGUCUUCCCACUGAGCACGGCUUAAGGAAGUCUCUAACUGGUAAACCCGUCACCAGCGUUCGCCAACUGAUGGACAGGAUUGACAAAUACCAAUGGGUGGAAGAGGACCAGCUACAAGGGAAAGGAAAGGAGAAGAUCAUUCCUCCCAAAGGGAAUGAUUACAGGUUAGAACGAUAUGACAGUAACCGGCCGAGAAGGGAUUUUUCGAGACAGGUUGGACAAACCAACAUGCAAGCGAUUAAUGCCGUAUUCAGAGAAAUGGUGCAACAAGUUCUGGAGAACGUAAAAAAUGAGCCUUUCUUCAAAUGA